AUGCCAAAAGAAAAAAAAACACAAGUUAGUCGGUUAAAAAGUUUUAUUUUGGAAUUUGGGGAUAAUGUAUUUUCCGCAGACGGAAGAGUUUUAUUUUGCAAAAUAUGUGAAAUUAAAGUAGAAUAUGAACGGCGAUCUAGUGUAAUACAACAUAUACAAACAGUUAAACAUGUGAAAAUGAUUAAACGGAGGGAAAUGUUCAAUACAAGAACCCAACAAAUGAUUACACAAACUAAUACAACUAAAAAGUCUACUUUCAAUAUGGACUUAUGUAAAGCAUUGCUGUCGGCUAACAUUCCAUUGAAUAAAUUAUCGAACCAAGUAUUUCGACAUUUUUUGGAAUCUUACACAGGGAAAGAGAUACCAUACGAAACAACUUUAAGAAAAGGCUAUAUUGAUGAUUGUUUUAUUGAAACUAUGCAAAAAAUAAGAGAAUAUAUUUCUGAUCAUAAAAUUUGGAUAUCGAUCGACGAAACGACCGAUGCUGAAGGUCGAUUUAUCGCAAACGUGAUUAUCGGUACUUUGGAAGCUGAAAAAUCUGGAAAAAUAUUUCUUUUGAACACUGAAGAACUGGAAAAAGCUAAUUAUUCUACAGUUAGUAAGCUAUUUGACAAAUCUCUUUCUAUAUUAUGGCCAGAUGGUAUAAAACAUGACAAUGUUUUAUUAUUUUUGUCGGACGCAGCACCUUACAUGGUGAAAUGUGGUCAAACGUUAAAUGCUUUAUAUUCCAAAAUGAUACACGUUACAUGCACUGCUCACGGGCUACACAGGGUGGCUGAAUAA
Messenger RNA from Macrosiphum euphorbiae (potato aphid), 783 nucleotides. Lineage: Eukaryota; Metazoa; Arthropoda; Insecta; Hemiptera; Aphididae. The record is from the annotation of a GenBank genome assembly.